AUGUCAAGAUUAACUGAAGCUACACUUCCAGCAAAUGGAAAUACUAUUUAUCAUUUAUCAAUUACAGCAGAAGAUUUAGCUGAUAACAUUAUUUUAGUUGGAGAUCCAGAAAGAGUUCCAAAAGCUAGUAAAUUGCUUUUUGAUGAAUCUAAACCAAUCUUUAGACGUGAUCAUCGUGGGUUAACAACUAUGACAGGAUUUACGCCAAAAGGACUUAGAAUUUCAAUUGUUACUCAUGGAAUGGGUACUGGUAGUGCAGAAAUUAUUAUUAAUGAAAUUUUAGCAUUAAAAUGUAUUGAUGUUAAAACUAGAACUCCAAAAGCUGCACCAACACAUCCAGUUAAUAUCAUUAGAGUAGGUACUUCAGGUGCUAUUUCAAAAAAUACUCCAAUUGGAACAGCAAUAGUAACAAAAUAUACUGUUGGUCUUGAUAAUACUGGAUUGUUUUAUGAUGUUAAACAAGUUAAUAAAGAGGCACUUGAAUUAGAAAAAGAAGUUACUGAAAAGAUUGAUAAAGCUAUUCCUGAAGGACAUAGAUUUAAAGGAAAGAUCAGGCCAUAUGUUUCUGUUCCAAAUCCUCUUGUUGUUGAAGCAUUAGAAAAAGUAGCUAAAGAACAAAACGUUUCAUACAAAGUUGGUAUAACAGCAUCAGCUGCUGGAUUCUUUGUUUGUCAAGGAAGAUUUAUUUUUAAAGAAUUACCAACAACAAUUUCAUCUCUUGAAGAGGUUCUUAUGAGUGUUAAAACAAAUGAUUUAAUGGUUGAAAACUUUGAAAUGGAAAUGAGUUGUAUUACUCAAAUUACACAAGGAUUUAAAUGGGUUAGAAGUGGUGGUAUUUGUGAAAUUGUUGAUAAUAGACAAUUAAAAACAUUUACUUCUGCUGAAGAUGUUAGUGUUGAUAAGAUAUUAAAAGUAGCUGCAGAUGCAUUAGCUAUUCUUGAUACAAUUCCAAUAGAACAAUAA
Molecule: messenger RNA, 963 nt
Organism: Entamoeba dispar SAW760
Lineage: Eukaryota; Evosea; Mastigamoebida; Endamoebidae
Product: purine nucleoside phosphorylase, putative
Exons: 1
Coding region: 1-963 (320 amino acids)
Biological process (GO): uridine catabolic process
Cellular component (GO): cytosol
Molecular function (GO): uridine phosphorylase activity
Source: RefSeq, a predicted model, not a curated record